CGUAUUUUGUGUGUAUUUGGAUCGUAAUGAGGGGGAGGGUGUUUACUCCACUAUAGAUGCUAAAAAAUGUUUAAUAUUUGAACACCUUAUUUUUUGCAGCACAUAUACUUGUAAAUAUAAACAAAGAUGCCAGUUGACACAAAACGAAUUAAUGGUCCCUCUGUAACUCAAUCGUUGUCAUCGUUCCGGAAAAUACUCACAGAUAAACCGUUACUAAACAAAGAUGGUAGACGAUCAGAUGGAAGAGAACAUCGUGAAAUUCGACCGAUCUAUUUAAAGGCUGGUACAGUAAAGAAAGCCAACGGCUCCGCUUACCUGGAAACUGACGGAACGAAAUUGAUAUGCGCAGUUUAUGGACCGCGUGAUAACCCCAAACGACACGACUUCAUGUCGACUGGUACGUUGACGUGCGAAUUUUCAUACGCACCGUUCGCUCGCGAAGAACGGAUAAUAGACCACCAAGAAAGACUAAGCAGAGAAUAUUCAGAAAUAAUAAUCGAAUCCUUAUCGUGUGCUGUGUGUUUAGAAUCGUAUCCAAAGGCACAAAUCGACGUGUACGUAAAGGUUUUAGAGGAUAACGGAAACACGUUAAGUCAUGCCAUGGUAGUAGCCUCUGUUGCACUAGCCGAUGCAGGGAUUGAGAUGUUGGAUCUUGUUACGUCCUGUUCGGCAGUUUACAACGAUGCUGUUAUGUUAAACGAUCCGAGUAAUUUCGAGUUAACACACCACGAUAUAUUAGGUAAAGUCGCCAUAGCUUAUCUACCAUCUUUGAAUCAAAUAUCGUGUUUACUAAAGGAUGGCGAGCAAAGCACGGAGGACUCGAUUAAAUCAGUGAACGCUUGUAUAGAGUCGUGUUUGAGAGUGCACAGUGUCAUGAGAGAAUGUUUGACGAACAGUUGAAAAUUGAGUUCACAGGUUACAACUUUGUAAGUCUUUAAAUAAAUGAUUUACCACCUGAUAGAUUUACAAAACUAUAGAGCUAAAUUAGAAAUACAAUAUUCCUUUCUUGUUCA
Molecule: messenger RNA, 1013 nt
Organism: Hydractinia symbiolongicarpus
Lineage: Eukaryota; Metazoa; Cnidaria; Hydrozoa; Anthoathecata; Hydractiniidae
Product: exosome complex component MTR3-like
Exons: 2
Coding region: 127-900 (257 amino acids)
Biological process (GO): U4 snRNA 3'-end processing; poly(A)-dependent snoRNA 3'-end processing; nuclear mRNA surveillance
Cellular component (GO): cytoplasmic exosome (RNase complex); nucleolus; nuclear exosome (RNase complex)
Source: RefSeq, a predicted model, not a curated record